This is a messenger RNA of Aethina tumida (small hive beetle), 2280 nucleotides long. Its product is annotated as membralin. The transcript has 10 exons. Gene Ontology annotation, cellular component: endoplasmic reticulum. Lineage: Eukaryota; Metazoa; Arthropoda; Insecta; Coleoptera; Nitidulidae. The record is from RefSeq and is a predicted model, not a curated record. Bases 216 to 2129 code for a protein of 637 amino acids. Gene Ontology annotation, biological process: response to endoplasmic reticulum stress; positive regulation of ERAD pathway.
ACUGUCAACACUGUCAAAAUUGAGAUUUAAAGGUUCAUAAACUGUGCUUUACACGAAAAAUGGCAUUUUUAUGAAUACAAGAAUGUUCACAACCAGACAUUAACUAUGAGAAUAAAUACUCAACAAUAUGUAAUUAAUUUUUAAAUACUACAUGCAGAUUAUUUAGCUGAAAGAAUGAACCCACUUGUACAUACAGCAUAGGAUAAACUAAUAUAAUGUCUGGAAAUGCAGCUAACCCCCCAGAGGGUGCAAACCCUGAAAAUAACCAUGUGGUAAAUGGUCCAAUAAUAAACACCAACUGGUUUCGCAACAACAACCAAAAUCCUCUUUUUAAUAUGAGAGAUAGACUAUUCCACACAUUGUUUUUCCAAGCAGCUGUUGCUUAUGCCAGGACAUUUCCUAGGCCUGUCAGGCGUUUUAUAGAGUUUGUUAUACUGAUGAAAGCAGUUUGUGCAUUUUUUGUGUUAGUGUAUAUUCAUAUUGCGUUUUCAAAGACUCCAACAACAUGUUUAAAACAUGUGCAAGAUUCGUGGCCUCGAGAUGGUGUGCUCAGAAUAGAAGUGGUCAGAACCUAUGGGAAGGAAUACACACUUGACAUGAGUUAUGCUAAAGAAGAAAGGUUGAGACAGCAGGAAAAAGUGGAAGACAUAGGCACAGUACUGACUAUGUUGGCUAGGGACAAUUUUGUCAGCAUAGAACCUUCUACAGUGGAAGGUGUUAGCAAAGAGACUGAACCUCUCAAUGAUACAGAUUAUAAUAAUUUCACCAAUAAUGACCUGAAAUCUAAGUCCAGUGUAGCACCAAAUCCUUUGUUGAAUCUUAGUCACAUGUCAUCAACUGUUUGGGAUGGCAUGCAUUUAUUAACGGAGUACCGUUCAACAGCUUCCGAUGUUACCGCGUAUCCCGAUGGAAUUAAUGCCAGCGAAACAAAAGAUCCACAAAAUGCGGAGACUUUACUUCUCAGCAAUGAGGAGGUAAUUUCAGAGCCUUCUAAAGAAACAGUACCUCAAGCGUGGGAAGAUGAGUAUAUAGUUGAAUACUCAUUGGAAUAUGGUCUUUUGAGGCUGGAUAGGAAAAGUCGAGAAAAGUUAAAGGUUCCUGUCAGGCUGGUGAUUUUGGAUCCAGACACUGACCAGUGUUUUGGAGACUCGGCCAGUAGGAUUAUAUUAGAUGAGUUCCUGGGAUACGACGAUUUACUGAUGGCCUCUGUAAAAGCAUUGGCAGAGAAGGAGAACAAUAAGGGCUAUCUUAGGAAUGUGGUGUCUGGAGAACAUUAUCGCUUUGUCAGUAUGUGGAUGGCAAGAACAUCAUAUGUUGCUGCCUUCUUUAUUAUGAUUGUAUUUACCGUCUCCGUGUCCAUGCUGCUGCGGUACUCGCAUCAUCAGAUAUUCGUGUUCAUCGUGGACCUCCUUCAGAUGCUCGAGCAAAACGUUUCUGUUAGUUUUCCGGCCGCCCCUUUGUUGACGGUCAUUUUGGCUUUAGUGGGGAUGGAAGCAAUUAUGUCUGAGUUCUUCAACGACACCACUACGGCUUUUUACAUCAUUUUAAUCGUGUGGUGUGCUGAUCAGUAUGACGCCGUGUGUUGUCAUACCGCUAUAACUAAACGACAUUGGUUAAGAUUUUUCUACCUCUACCACUUCACAUUUUAUGCAUACCACUACAGAUUUAAUGGACAAUACAGCAGUUUAGCCCUUGUAACUUCUUGGUUAUUUAUCCAGCAUUCUAUGGUGUACUUUUUCCAUCAUUACGAGCUCCCAGUGAUCCUACAGCAGGCCCACUUCCAGCGAUUCCUCAUCCACACCCAACAGACGCGGGCCAGAGCUCCGGCUCAGCCUCAGCAAGCACCUGCCAGAAGAACCCGGUUAACUCAAUUCUUCACCGCGGUGCGUCCCUCCGUGACCACCCAGACCUCCACUACGGUGAGUCAGGUGAGCACGUCCACUUCGACGGUCACCACCACCACCUCCACCGUGGGAACCACCGCCCAGCCGCCCACCUCCAUCCAAACGACCCAAACACACAUGACCACCAUGGAGUCGACCGAAUCUCAGACUUCGAACAGAGAGACGGUCGUGGCGGCCAGUCAGACCGGCGAUCCCCGUCAGCCGUCCGGUGCCUCCGACGCAUAGUUGUGUCCUCAGGAAUUUGACGUAAAGUUGCACCAUGAGAUCCAGUGGGUUGUACCAUUAUUGUUGCUUUAGAAUAAAUUGUGUAUAUAUAACAUAUUUUGAUUUUCCAUAGGUGGAUGUAGAAGAUUAUAAUAAAUCAUUAUUAAUAAAA